Brassica oleracea var. oleracea is the source of this 978-nucleotide messenger RNA. RefSeq lists its product as uncharacterized. Gene Ontology annotation, cellular component: small-subunit processome; 90S preribosome; nucleolus. The transcript is spliced from 8 exons. The record is from RefSeq and is a predicted model, not a curated record. Bases 194 to 844 code for a protein of 216 amino acids. Lineage: Eukaryota; Viridiplantae; Streptophyta; Magnoliopsida; Brassicales; Brassicaceae.
AUAUCAUAAUAAAAUUUACAAAACAACAAUCUUCUUCUUCAGUUUGCCGUGCAAAAUUUGUUUUGCUUGAAAGCUGGCCGCCCCCAUAUUUGUUACAGCGAUUUCACACUUGCCUCUCUUUCUCUCUCUCUCUCUGUCUCGUAGUUGUCGGAAUCCUUAUAGUUUCGGCCGUGGUGAUUGUCGGAAUCCUAAUAUGCUAAGGAAUAUAUUUAUGUUACCCGGUCCGAGAAUCGAAGACGUGUUUGCCUUUGUGUUGGACAAGCCUCCAAAUGGAUCCACGUUUUUCAAGGAUUGCCUCGUAGAAUUGAGAGAUCAGAACACAUCAGCAGAUUUUAUUUCUUUUUUUGAAGAUCUGUUGCCGUAUAUUCAAACUCGGCAGUCAAUUGUUCUGUAUUCAGAAUUCAUCUUCUCAAAACUUGUCUCUGAAUUACAAAUGGAAGCAAGAUUCUCUCUUGAUCCCAUCCUCAGGUUGAUUGCUGCUUUAUCAAGAGAUCUCAAGGACGACUUUGCUCCCUUCCUUCCACGGGUUGUCAACUCGUUAGUAGUUCUCCUGAAUAAUGGUGGUCAGAAAGAUGCAGAGACUAUUGAGCAGAUAUUCACAUCCUGGUCUGAAAUAAUAGAAAACCUAAGGUUUUGUUUCUCACGCGACAUCCAAGGUGCUCUCAGUGACAUUAUCAAUGAAAAAAUAUCAAGAUCGAUGUCAUGUGCGUUGGAUCUAGCUCGGCCCAGUCAGCUUGAAAAAGGGAUCAAGAUGAUGCUUUUUGAAGUUGCAGAGCAACCGGAAAGAGCUGCUAGAGCUGGUUUCCUCCAUUAUGAUAUGAUUGUGAGGCUGCAGAAAUCUUAAAAGUGAAGCGGGCAAAACAACAUAUUUUAUGUGUCUGGUUUCUAUGUGUGUUGAUUUAAAGUCAGUUCUAUAAGUUUUUUUUUAUUAUCUUCAAGAUUUAAAAUUUUAUAUUAUUUUAAGAACUUAGUCAUGAU